AUGGAGCAGGCGGUGCGCGGCAGGGGCCUGAUCCCUGACAACUGCCAGCUGAAGUUUGUGAACUUUGAAAUCCAAGAGAACCACAUUACCCAUGAGACUGUGGGGCUCAGCUCUCAUCAGCUGGUGGUGAGGAGGGGACGGGCCUUCCAGGUGACUCUUAUAUUCCAACAGCCAAUCGACUGGUCUAUGUACAACUUUGACCUGGAGGUGCAGCUGGGUGAUCUAACAGAGAGGUUCCCCAUCCACUUCUCCUCUCAGUGCCUCAGCUCUCUGCACUGGUCUGCUCGAGUCUUCCCUGAAAACGUGCGCUCUCAUUCUGUGAGCGUGCACGUGUGUUCCCCCGUGCUCUCGGCUGUGGCCUCGUAUCACCUGCUGCUGCACAUACAGAGACAGUAUCACAUAUUCAACUAUGAACUGGGGACAUUUGUGCUGCUCUGUAACCCCUGGUGUAAAGAUGACCCGGUGUCCAUGCCUCUGGAGGUGCAGUUGCAGGAGUACAUCCAGAGUGACUAUGGGCUGGUGUAUGUGGGCACAGACCAGAGUGUGAGGCACAAGCCCUGGGCCUUUGGACAGUAUGAGCCUGGAGUUCUAGAGGCCUGUCUUCAGCUCCUCCAGGUGAGUCCACAGCACCAGAACGACAGGCAGAACGACUAUCUCCGGCGGGCUGAUCCUGUCUACCUCUGCAGGGUGCUUUGUGCUAUGGUGAACUGUAAUGAUGACCUGGGAGUUCUAGCAGGGAAGUGGCAGGGCAAUUACACAGAUGGAGUGUGUCCUACUGACUGGACCGGCAGUGCUGAGAUCCUGCUCCAGUGGUUGUCAUCUAACUGCAGCCCAGUGCGAUAUGGGCAGUGUUGGGUGUUUGCUUGUGUCCUCUGCACAGUGCUGAGGGUGCUUGGAAUCCCCUCUAGAGUUGUGACUGUUUUUAAUGCAGCCCAUGAUGUGAACGCAAACUUAAUAAUUGAAGAGUAUUACUCCAGUAAAGGGGAGAAGUUCAAUAUAUCAAAGGAUAGCGUCUGGAACUUCCAUGUGUGGGUAGAGUGCUGGAUGAGGAGAGAGGACCUGGGUGCAGACUUUAAUGGUUGGCAGGUAGUGGACCCCACCCCUCAGGAGAAGAGUGCAGGAAUCUACUGCUGCGGCCCGUGCCCAGUCUCAGCGGUCCAGAGACGAUGCCUUCACUGUCCUUUCGACGCCUCGUUCAUCCUGGCCUCGGUGGACGCAGACGUGGUUCGACUGAUUAUUCGGGAUGGCCUGGUGGUAGGGAGGAGCGUGGACACGGAGUGGGUAGGACAGCUGAUCUACACCAAGAGCAUUGGAUCGAACAAACCAGAGAACCUCACACACAUGUAUAAGACUAGGACAAAAACACCUUCUCCACGAACAUAUUCUUCAUCUGGAGUAUUUGGAAGGAUAUCAGUUCCUCCAUCAGGCAUUGUUUCCGGACUCAAAGUAUCUCUGGAAGUGGAGAAGACGCCAUCUAUGGGCGACUCCAUUUGCCUCUGCGUCACCAUUUCCAAUCACUCCAGACACGCCCGUUUCCUCACGGAGCGCCUCAACGCCCAGCUCAAACACUACAACUCCUGCCCUCACGAGAGCAUCUGGAAGGACCACCGUCAACUGGAGAUACAGCCAGGGCAAGUUCUAACCCUCCACCACAGCAUCCCCGCCUCUCUGUCCACGUCCCUAAUGGCCCAUGAUGACAUUGUGAAUGCAGCAGUGGUGAUAAAGGACAUGAACACCAAAGAGAGAGUACUGGCUGCUCAAGAGUUCAACAUCUGUUCACAUGACAUCAGUAUAGAGGUUGAAGGAGGGGACAGGAUUCAGAUGAAGACAAACUAUAUGGCACAUGUCUCCUAUACAAAUCACUGCAGUACUGUAAUAAGUGGUGCCGUCUUGUGCUUGGAGGGCUUUGGACUGUUGCAGAGCAAGCAUGAGACCAGGCAGGCACUGUUGCAGCCUGGGGAGUCCAUCCAGACCAGUGUGUCCAUCAUGGCAUCCUCUCCAGGAACCAAACUGCUGCAGGGGACCUUCUCUCACAGUCACAGCCCUGGAGUAGUGUCCCGAAGCUUCCACAAAAUCUCCGUUCACAACUAA
This is a messenger RNA of Boleophthalmus pectinirostris (great blue-spotted mudskipper), 2091 nucleotides long. RefSeq names its product protein-glutamine gamma-glutamyltransferase 5-like. The record is from RefSeq and is a predicted model, not a curated record. Bases 1 to 2091 code for a protein of 696 amino acids. Gene Ontology annotation, molecular function: protein-glutamine gamma-glutamyltransferase activity. Gene Ontology annotation, biological process: peptide cross-linking. The transcript is spliced from 14 exons. NCBI's taxonomy places the organism in Eukaryota, Metazoa, Chordata, Actinopteri, Gobiiformes, Gobiidae.